This is a messenger RNA of Brugia malayi, 1383 nucleotides long. RefSeq lists its product as uncharacterized. Lineage: Eukaryota; Metazoa; Nematoda; Chromadorea; Rhabditida; Onchocercidae. Gene Ontology annotation, cellular component: cytoplasm. The record is from RefSeq and is a predicted model, not a curated record. The transcript is spliced from 9 exons. The coding region runs from base 1 to 1383 and encodes 460 amino acids. Gene Ontology annotation, molecular function: protein binding.
AUGUCUAUGCAGCAGUAUCGCAAUGAAAAGAAAGUAAUUGAAGAGGCAGUAGCAAAAGUGCGUGAGGUGGUACGUACGGCAUCAAAGAACGACAUCAUUCUUGCACUUCAUAAUUUCGAUUUCGAUGUUAACAAAACUAUUCAAGCAUUUUGUGAUGAUGGUGCACAAAGCGCUUUAGGUUCAUGGAAGAGAUCAGGUACCUCGAAUAAAAAAAAUCAAAAGAAGAAGAAAAUGGCCAAGGAUCAAACAAUUACUGCAGCGUCAGUAUCUAUGCCUUCAUGCAUUUGUGCACCACAUUCUGCUCCUAGAACCCCAAAUGGAGUGAUUUCGUCACCGGUCAUCAACGGAAUUGUGGAAAUAGUGAAUCCACACAAGCGAUCUGAGACCGUACCGCUAUCAACUUCUGAAUCGCAAAAAUUAGUGGCCAAUGCUGGUGAUGCAAAAGUACCUUUUCCGUUCAAAUCAGCAACAUCGAACGAAGCCGAGAGUCUCGACAGUGAUCGUAGCGAUGGAGGUGCGACAGGAUUAAGGGACUAUGAUAGGCAGAUUGAAAAGAUAGAAACCGUUUUUGAAAACCAAAUUUCUAUAGCUGAAGAAAAUGUGAGGAAUUCAUUUAAGUCUAUACGUCAAAUGUUGGUUGAACGUGAAAGUCAUUUACUGGCGGAGUUACAACGAACGCAUGAUGAAGGAACACGGUUUUUCAAUGAACGUCGUCUACAAUCUUGUGAACUGUACGAUCGUGCCAAGCGAAUGAGCGCAAUGAAUGAUCGUGAACAAACGGAAUUGCGCGGUGAAAUUGCAAGAUUUAAUGCAGAAAAGCAAAACGAAGAAGGAAUUGCUCUUGCAUGUCGUUUUCACUGCGAUAAUGCUCAACUCAUCAAACUUGUUAAAAAUUUCGGCGAAGUGGUUGCUGUAAAUAGUACAGCCAUAAGUGAGACGAAUAUAGUAGCGCGUCAAGUGGGAAAUGUUGUAUCAGCAGCAUAUGUCAUGAAACAUUCGACGAGUCAUUCGUCUAUUGUAAGCUCACUCGGUGAAGACUCGGGCCUCGGACAAAUUAGCCCGGUUGGAAAUGAGGACCGUAAGAAUGUAGCGGAAAUUUCUAAUGGAGGAAUUUUGAUGAAAUCUGACGCUUUGACUGCUGAACAGCUUGCAGAUCUCAACAGAAAACUGCAGGAAUCGCUCAAAGCACAGGGUAUUGAUGCUUCAAUUUUAUCUGGUAUUGGUAGUAGGAAUGGAAUGCCAGUCAGACGACGACCUCCUGGGAAUGGACGAGGUGGACAGUCAAACUCAACUCGAGGAGGGCGAGGAAGAGCUCAGUUUAGCAGUGGUAACGGCAAAACAUCGCUUGUUCGCGUUCCCGAUCUUUUUAUUUUAGAAUCUUAA